AUGGUAUCACUUCCAACAGAUCCACUAUCACUACUCGUGUUCGUACUGGUAAUAUUAUUGCUAAUGAUAACUUUCCAUCACUACCAAGCACCUUGCAAGAACUUCCCACCUGGACCAUGGGGGUUACCAAUCAUCGGUAGUUUUAUUUACUUUGGAAAAACUUCGUACAAAGAUAUGAUGCGAUUAUCAAAGCAAUAUGGUGAUGUUUACAGCUUAAAGAUGGGUUCUCGUAUUGUUGUCGUUGUAAGUGGUACAGAUGCAAUAAAAGAAUGUCUGGUGAAGAGGGGAAACACCUUUGCUGAUAGACCAAACAUGUGGCUAAUGGAUCUAUUCAAUCCAAAAUAUGAAGGUAUUGCUGAUGGUCACUUUGAUGAGAAAUGGCAACGUCGUCGACAAUUCGCCCACACAACACUUAGAGGCUUUGGAUUUGGUAAAACAAGUAUGGAGAGUAAAAUAUCUGAGGAAGUUUCGUUCUUGUUAGAUGAAUUUAGGGAUAUCCAAGGUAAACCUAUUGAUGCAGGUCCAAUGGUUAACAGGAGUGUCUCCAAUGUAAUUUGUUCAAUAGCUUUUGGAAAACGUUUUGACUAUUCUGACAAUACGUUCAAGUUAAUGAUUGAUGUUAUGGGUAAAUGGUUUGAGUUAGCUGGUAAGAUGUUUGAGCUCGACCUUUUUCCUUUCCUGAGACCCUUUAGCAAGACACACAUCGAUUGUUUCGUACAACUUGGUGAUGAUUUGAAAAAGUUCUGCAAGCAGCAAAUUGAUGAACACCGUGAAGUAUUCGAUCCAGACAACAUCGGUGAUUUCAUUGACGCAUACUUAGCUGAGACAAUGAAACAAGACGGCAAUGAAGAUUUUACAGACGACCAGUUAAAACACACAUUAGUUGACCUUUUUUCUGCCGGAACUGAAACUACAGCGACUACACUUAAAUGGGGGUUACUAUUCAUGGUUCUCCAUCCAGAAAUACAGGAACGGGUUUUUAAUGAGAUUGAUCAGGUUGUUGGAGUAAACCGUCUUCCGAGACUCGAAGAUCGCAAAGACUUGCCUUAUACAGAAGCCACUAUUCUCGAGAUACAAAGACUUGGUAGUAUUGUGCCAUUCGCUCUGCAACAUUCCACAAUGCGUCAUAGUAUCCUGGGAGGAUAUAAUAUUCCUAAGGGAACCGAACUCACUGUUUUAUUAUGGUCAAUUCAUCACGAUCAAAAUGCCUGGUCCAAUCCCGGCAAAUUCGAUCCAAAGAGAUUCUAUGAUUCUAUGAUCAAUGCAGUCAGAAAAAGUGAUCAUUUCAUGCCAUUUUCUGCAGGUCGACGUGUCUGUAUGGGUGAACAGUUGGCAAAACAUGAAUUGUUCCUAUACUUCACAGCCAUGAUACAUCAGUUCAAGUUCACCUUGCCAGUUGGAACCAAGAAACCCUGCACUGAAGGUGUUCUGGGACUGACAUUGGUUCCUGCCCCAUUCAAAGUUAUCAUCGAAGAAAGAAACUCCUAA
This is a messenger RNA of Saccoglossus kowalevskii, 1488 nucleotides long. Its product is annotated as cytochrome P450 2U1-like. The record is from RefSeq and is a predicted model, not a curated record. Lineage: Eukaryota; Metazoa; Hemichordata; Enteropneusta; Harrimaniidae. Gene Ontology annotation, cellular component: cytoplasm; intracellular membrane-bounded organelle. Gene Ontology annotation, biological process: xenobiotic metabolic process. Gene Ontology annotation, molecular function: oxidoreductase activity, acting on paired donors, with incorporation or reduction of molecular oxygen, reduced flavin or flavoprotein as one donor, and incorporation of one atom of oxygen; iron ion binding; heme binding.